CUGCGGGGGAGGAACAAAGAUGGCGGCUUGUGCUGCAGGAGUUGUUGUUGCCAUGGCGUCCUGCAGGAGGGCAAGAGCAGAGGGGAGCCCUCGGGCAGUCAGCCGCCUCUGUGAGGUGUGAAGCUUGGGCUGGCAGGGGCAAGAGGCUCUCCACUUGUGAGAGGGCUUUCCUCUCCUUUCCCUCCGCAAUGCCCCAAGCCUCUGAGCACCGCAUGAGCCGGGCUAGAGAGCAAGCAGUCAUCACCUCUCAGCCGAAAGCGACCACCAGGCUCCCAAACGGACACCGGACCCUGAGCCAAGAGCACCGUGGCCCUGCCGCCAUCUCCAACGGACUCUCGGUGACACCCAAGCUCCGGCCGUUACCACCCAGGCCAAACCCACUGGAUGACCGGGGCAAAAAGGCAGAGCUGGACCGGGGCAGGGCCUCCAAGCGUGCGGACGUGUUGCGUGGCUCUGCCUCCCGACGCGGCCCGAUGAAGGCAGACCAUGGGCUCAAAGUGCCCGGCUGCCCCCAAGCCAGCACAAUCACGGGCAGCUCUUCCUUCACCUUGCCACCAGGGGUUCUCCUCGGCGGGCCGGAUUCUGAGAGCCGGAGAAGCAACCUCAUUCGCUCCAAGUCUAUCAGUAUCGGCGAUUUGAGCCAAAUGGGCCCCCGUGGGGAGGAGCAGCUGAGCACCGUCCUGAACCGGCUGGCCCUGCGGGACCGCAGCCCCUCUUGUAGCCACAAGCUUGGCCUGGCCCUGAAGAGGAGCUGUUCCCUCCGCAGAGUCAACGUGACCGGCGGGCUGGACGGAAGGCCGACUGCCACGCUGCUGUCCGUCCGCACAGAGGGCUGCCCAAGGCUUCGUGUUUCAGACCCGCAGGCCACGGAAUACAUUCUCGCCCAAGACAUCCCAGUAUCGACAAGCCCACCCCAGAGCAAGGCCCCCAUUCCAAGCAGACUGGAAGAGAAGGCAUCUGCUACCCAUCACACCCUCCUGCUGGGGUCCGGGCACAUCGGUCUCCGCAAUCUUGGCAACACGUGCUUCAUGAACGCUGUGCUCCAGUGCCUGAGCAGCACCAAGCCCCUGCGGGAUUACUGUUUGCGUCGGGAAUUCCGGCAGGAGCAGCCCAGCGCUCUGCGAGCCCAGCAGGAACUGACUGAAGCAUUUGCAGAUGUCAUUGCUGCCUUAUGGCACCCCGAUUCCAUGGAGGCCACCAACCCCGGCCGCUUCAAAGCUGUCUUUCAGAAAUACGUGCCGUCCUUCACAGGAUACAGCCAGCAAGAUGCUCAGGAGUUUUUGAAAUUUCUCAUGGAUCGGUUGCAUGUGGAAAUCAAUAGGAAGGGGCGCAGAACUCCCAGCAUCCUCUCUGACACCAAGCGGACCUCGGUGCUGGAGGAUGCCGACACGCUGAGUGAUGACGAACAAGCCAACCAGAUGUGGAAGCGCUACCUGGAGAGGGAAGACAGCAAGAUAGUAGAUCUCUUCGUUGGCCAGCUGAAGAGCUGCCUCAAAUGCCAAGCUUGUGGUUAUCGGUCCACCACCUUUGAAGUCUUCUGUGACCUUUCCCUGCCCAUCCCAAAGAAAGGCUUCACUGGCGGGAAGGUCUCCCUGCUCGACUGUUUCAGCCUCUUCACCAAGGAGGAGGAGUUAGAUUCUGAAAAUGCGCCGGUGUGUGACAAAUGCCGGCAAAGGACCCGAAGCACCAAGAAGCUGACCAUCCAGCGUUUUCCCCGCAUCCUUGUGCUGCAUCUGAACCGUUUCUCCACCACCCGCUACUCCAUCAAGAAAUGUUCUGUGUAUGUGGACUUCCCCCUCCAGCAGCUGAACCUGAAGGAGUUUGCCAGUGAAAAGGCCGGCACCCCUGUGUACAACCUCUACGCCCUCUGCAAUCACUCCGGCAGUGUACACUAUGGCCAUUACACAGCCUUCUGCAAAGACCAGUCCGGGUGGCGGGUUUACAAUGAUUCCAGAGUGUCUCCCAUCAGCGAGAACCAAGUCCCGUCAAGCGAAGGUUACGUUCUUUUCUACGAACUGGACGACGUGCACUGGAAGAAGCAGUAAAAGUAUUGAACCCAGCACUUUGGCCUGCCGCCCUCUUACCUCAGAGACUGGUGCUCGGGUCUUUUUUUAUUUAAAAAAAAAAGAAAAAAAAACCCAACAACAACAGACAACACUGUGUGCGGUUUGUUUCUAAGAGUGACCCAGUUUGUCCAACCCUCCUACACACAUAUAUAUACCCUCUUUAUAUUUCCCCCGUCCUAUUGUAUUUUUGAGACAGGACCAGGGAGGAGAGGGGAAGCAAAUCGAUCAUGGUUACAAUUCCCCCAUGCUACGUUUAAAGCGGGUGAGGGUUAAUACGGAUGUCUGGCCCGACCAUUCAUCCCAAGGGGAAAUAAUACCCGCUCCCCCUCUCCAGUUGCAGAUGGUACUGACCACUACUGAUUUUAACGACUCUGUGACUUUGUACAUAAAGAUGGCUUUGUACAUAGCUGACGAGAGAGAAAAUGAAGAGGAUGAAA
Eublepharis macularius is the source of this 2503-nucleotide messenger RNA. It is a transcript of the gene USP21, whose product is annotated as ubiquitin specific peptidase 21. Gene Ontology annotation, biological process: protein deubiquitination. The transcript has 14 exons. Lineage: Eukaryota; Metazoa; Chordata; Lepidosauria; Squamata; Eublepharidae. The record is from RefSeq and is a predicted model, not a curated record. Gene Ontology annotation, molecular function: cysteine-type deubiquitinase activity. Bases 189 to 2045 code for a protein of 618 amino acids. Gene Ontology annotation, cellular component: cytoplasm.